GACACGUCACUGUAUAGAACUCGAGGGAGAAAACAAUAGGAGGAUGAGUUUUGUAAGGGAAAACAUCAGUAAAAAAAAAAUUCUGUUGACGAGCAAGUCCAUGUUUCCACAAGGGGUCAAGGCUCGAGCAAUGGCCAGCUUAUUCCUUCAUCCCCUUCCUCUGAUAAAGCUGCAACGGCUGCUGAUAAAGUCUCUGCUCUUGAGAGCAGAGGUCUCAAAAAUUGAAACUAAAUGAGGGUGCAGGAGCCAAGAAAGAAGAAAAGGCAUUUUGAGGAUGCUGGGAUCCUUUGGCGUGGUCAACAGUAUGUUCCAGGUGCUGCCUUUGGCUCUCUGCCUUUUCACCAGAGUCAUGGCCGGAUUGCCAAUAGCACUGGACCCCUGCUCUGCUUACAUUAGCUUGAAUGAGCCCUGGAGGAAUACUGAUCACCAGCUAAGGGAGGAUGAUGGUCAACCUGCCUGUGACAGUCAUGUGGAUGGGGAAUGGUACCGCUUCACAGGCAUGGCAGGGGAUGCCAUGCCCACAUUCUGCAUACAAGAGAACCACUGUGGCACCCAUGCACCCAUCUGGCUGAAUGGCAACCACCCACAAGAAUCAGAUGGCAUUGUGCAGUGCCAAGCCUGUGCCAGUUUCAAUGGAAACUGCUGCCUCUGGAACAACACCGUGGAUGUCAAAGCCUGUCCUGGAGGGUACUAUGUCUACCGUUUGACGAAGCCCAGUGUCUGCUUUCAUGCCUACUGUGGCCAUUUCUAUGACAUCUGUGAUGUGGUGGACUGCCAUGGUACUUGUUCAGAUCCUGAAUGCACUUGUUCUGAGGGAACCGUCUUAGGUCCGGACCAACAAACCUGUCUGGAUGAAAAUGAGUGUGAACAAAACAACGGUGGCUGCAGUGAGAUUUGUGUAAAUCUGAAGAACUCAUACCGCUGUGAGUGUGGGGUCGGACGUGUGCUGGGAAGCGAUGGCAAAACCUGUGAAGACAUCAAGGGUUGUCAAAACAAAAAUGGUGGCUGCAGCCAUUCCUGCCUUGGAUAUGGAACAACUUACCAAUGUGUGUGCCCUCGAGGGUUGGUGCUAUCUGGAGACAAUCACACUUGCCAAGUCCCUAUGAGAUGCCAGUCAAAUGCUAUUGAAGUAAACAUCCCAAAGGACCUAGUUGGGGGUCUAGAGGUCUUCCUAACCAACACGUCCUGCCGAGGGGUAUCCAAUGGCACCCAUGUCAACAUUUAUUUCUCCCUCAAGACUUGUGGCACUGUGGUUGAGGUGGUGAAUGAUAAAAUCGUGGCUAGCAAUUUAGUGACCGGGCUCCCCAAGCAGAUGCCCGGCAGUAAUGGGGACAUCAUCAUCCGUACCAGUAAGCUGCUGAUCCCGGUCACCUGCGAGUUCCCUCGACUCUAUACCAUUUCAGAAGGCUACAUGCCCAACCUCCGUAACUCUCCACUGGAAAUCAUGGGACGGAGCCAGGGGGUCUUCCCUUUUACACUGGAGAUCUUCAAAGACAAUGAGUUUGAUGAACCCUACCGAGAGACGCUACCCACCCUCAAGCUGCGGGACUUGCUCUACUUCGGCAUUGAACCACUGGUGCAUGUGAAUGGGUUAGAAACCCUGGUGGAGAGCUGUUUUGCAACCCCUUCAGACAAGAUUGAUGAGAUCCUCAAAUACUACCUCAUCCGAGAUGGCUGCGUGUCAGAUGACUCAGUAAAGCAGUACACGUCCCGGGAUCACCUCACAAAGCACUUCCAAGUCCCUGUCUUCAAAUUUGUGGGCAAAGACCACCAGAUGGUGUUUUUGCAUUGCCGAGUCCUAGUCUGUGGGGUCCUGGAUGAGCAUUCCCGUUGUGCCCAAGGUUGUAACCGGAGGAUGCGACGUGAAGUAGUUAUGGACCAAGGAACUCACCUGCAGAACCACAUGCUAAGUAGUGGCCCAAUCAUCAUUGACUGGGAGGACUAGUAACAAAUCUGCCACUACAUUUUUGGU
Messenger RNA from Gracilinanus agilis (Agile Gracile Mouse Opossum), 1972 nucleotides. RefSeq names its product oncoprotein induced transcript 3 (gene OIT3). The record is from RefSeq and is a predicted model, not a curated record. Gene Ontology annotation, molecular function: calcium ion binding. NCBI's taxonomy places the organism in Eukaryota, Metazoa, Chordata, Mammalia, Didelphimorphia, Didelphidae.